Odontomachus brunneus is the source of this 2134-nucleotide messenger RNA. It is a transcript of the gene mRpS30, whose product is annotated as 39S ribosomal protein S30, mitochondrial. Gene Ontology annotation, molecular function: structural constituent of ribosome. The coding region runs from base 434 to 2098 and encodes 554 amino acids. The transcript has 5 exons. The record is from RefSeq and is a predicted model, not a curated record. Gene Ontology annotation, cellular component: ribosome; mitochondrial large ribosomal subunit; mitochondrion. Lineage: Eukaryota; Metazoa; Arthropoda; Insecta; Hymenoptera; Formicidae. Gene Ontology annotation, biological process: translation.
AACCUUUGGGCUGCGUUCCAAAACCUACUCGAUAGGUAGAGUACAUUUAAUUGUCCAAUCAUGAUAAAGAAAUUCUAGUUUUCUUUGCUCUUAUUAGUCAAUUAAAUGCUACUCUAUCCGUCGAGUAGAGUUUUGCCCUUAUGUCACUUCUGCAAGAAAGAACUUGCCAGUGUACACUUUUUCAACUAGUGCAAGAAGUUCAGCUGGAAAGAACAAAUCUUCUAUAUGUUUUCAUAUAGGAGUGCUGCGACAAUGGAGAAAUAAAACUGUUUUCAUAAUAUAAUAUUAUCUGUAAGUUGAUCAUCACCGAAUUAAAAUAAAAGUUAUUAGAGUAACUAAUUUGCGCUGUUAAGCCGAACAAUUACAUACGACAUAAUCUUGUGAGAUAUUGUUCUGUUAAUCACUGUUCUGCCGAUAGUUUUUAUUUGAAAGCAUGUUUGUUCAAAUUCGACAAAAACUAUUGUUCAACACGGUAGUAAAGUAUAGUAAGCAAUGGAAGUACAGUACUUCCACUGUCAGCGAAGUCAAGGAUAUGACAUGCAACACAGAGUCAUUGUAUUUACCUAUUGAAGAUUUGAGUUUCAAAGCUAAAAAGAGAAGACGAGAGGAAGCUUGGUAUGAAGAGAUCAGGAAUUUGGAAACUGUAGAAGAGAAACUGUUCAAAGUCAACAUGCCAAAAUAUUAUGGCUGGAAACUGUUGUAUUUAGAAGAAGGCAGGAUACCGUAUGGUGUGUUGAAAUACACACAGUAUAUUACAAGAACACAUGUUAUGAAAGAACCUGGUCUUCCAACUUAUUAUAACAAUGUGAUCUCUACCGAACAAUUGGAUAGUAUUGUGGAAGCAGUUAAAAACAACAUAGCAGAUGAUAUAGCUUUUGAAUACUGUAGCCGACACAGGAGGCAUGAACUAAGUGAUGAGGAUUUUAAAAGUAAAGAAAAAAUGGAAGGUAUUGUUUCCAAAGCUAUAAUUGAGAGAAUUAAUAGAACAAUAUUAACUCAUCUAUCUUCUAAGUACUCACAUUUAUUAAAUGCUGAAGUUGAUAUUGAGCCAAGAUUGGAAGCAUCUUGGUUUAUGGGUUUAGAACCUCCAGAGAAUUUAAAAGAAUAUAGAAGAAAAAGAAAACUACCGGAUAAUUAUAUUGACGAGCCGAUAAAUUUUCCUGUUCAGUAUCUGGGUCAGCCUGUUGUACAUUUGAGAUAUAAGCAUCCUCUAAAAGAGAUUAUUUCUCUAAGUGAGUGUGAAAAUCCAGAUUUGGAUGUGCCUACGUUCAAGUAUUUUCCUGUAACAAUGGGUUACUUAUUGAAGCGGAAACAUGUGACUAAUAUACCUGGAUUUUGGCCCGGUGAUGAAAAUGAUUUUGGGUUGUUAUCUUAUCACAAUUGUGCCUAUUUGCACAAAAGAUUACCGUGUUUUGACGAUACGUUAGAUGCGAAAAUAGUACAAGCCAUAUUAGCAUCCUAUAGUUGGUUAUUGACACAAGCUUGUUAUCAAGGUUUCUCUACAUUCAACGAAAUAACGUAUCCACUGACUACUCAAACAAUUAUAACAGAUGGACAGUGGUGGUCGUUUUUUGCUUACCAACUUAAUACUUUAUUAAUGUAUUCUGAGCACAUAGAUACAAAUCCAAAACGUAAUAUAUGCUGGGUUACGGAACCAAUGAAGUUAUUUGACAAGAUAGAAGAUGAAAAAAUUCAUGGUUUAAAUGAAGAGGUUCUCAAGAACUUGAUCCGGUUUUACGUGAAUGUGCCUGAAGAGAGGAUAGGGGUGGAUAUGAAACCGUAUUUGGGAAAAUCCGUGAAAGUAAUAGCCGAUAUAGAACACGAUGAAAGAAGGAAUUGGCUCGAAAACAACUACAAACAUCUCGUAAGCAACAGGCCGCGGCAUAGACGCUUACCAUAUAUAUAUCACUGGCAAAAGAUCUAUCUAAUUGACCAUAAGACUCGUCCGAUGGAUAAGAAACGAGAACCAUUUGAACGCGGAAUUAAUCUGUACAGACGUAGAUUUGAUGAUCAUAAGCCACUUUAUAUACCAAAGUGUUUACGAGAGAACCCCAAGAAAAAGAAGAUAGGACGAUUUGCAAAAUCAUACUACCCGUGACUUAAGGUAUAUUUACAGUAUGUUAAACAUACAUAA